AUGCACUCUCCCAAGAAAAAAAAACUCUCUAGCAAUACACACCAAAUUGAGCAUGUGCAGAAUGGCUAUGGUUCAGUCUGUCUUAUCAGGAGGUAAGAUGUGGACAUUUGAACAAGAGGAGGAGCAGAGAAGACAGGAUCAAACAUCAUUUUUACACAAUGCAGAGGAUAACCCCUUAGAUUCCACAGUGAGUAUAACAAGCAUGCAUUACUGCCAGGGGCGGACUGACCAUUUGGAAACUCGGGCACUGCCCGAGGGCCCGGGGUCAGUAGGGGCCCCAUGAGAUGCCCCUGGUACCUU
Molecule: messenger RNA, 300 nt
Organism: Staurois parvus
Lineage: Eukaryota; Metazoa; Chordata; Amphibia; Anura; Ranidae
Source: the annotation of a GenBank genome assembly